This is a messenger RNA of Salarias fasciatus (jewelled blenny), 1156 nucleotides long. It is a transcript of the gene samd10a, whose product is annotated as sterile alpha motif domain containing 10a. Gene Ontology annotation, cellular component: cytoplasmic side of plasma membrane. The record is from RefSeq and is a predicted model, not a curated record. Bases 305 to 832 code for a protein of 175 amino acids. Lineage: Eukaryota; Metazoa; Chordata; Actinopteri; Blenniiformes; Blenniidae. Gene Ontology annotation, biological process: cell surface receptor protein tyrosine kinase signaling pathway. Gene Ontology annotation, molecular function: protein binding. The transcript has 5 exons.
ACAUUCCUGUCUGUCUCUGUCUCCGCACAGACAGCGCCGCUGACUUGCGCCGAAUCGACUCCGCUUGUUGUUUUUUUAUUGUUUUGGGGUUUUUUUAACCUCUCGCCACCACUGAGAAUCAUCCGCACAUGAGGAGGACGAGGGGCGGCUCUCCUGCUGCUGCCGGACCGCAGUGAAACUUUGGACUGUGCGCACCGAGCGCGAGGCGGAGAGGAGGGCGCGCGGCGCAGGACGCGCAGCCCGCGAGCGGCUCACCGGACACGAUGGGAGACCUUCACUAGAUCCACUCUGACACGGAAACACCAUGGCUGUGGACGCUGCGUCGAGCUUCAGUUUCUGCAGGCCGGCCGUGGAGUACCGGGCCCUGCCCGAGGACUUCAAGCACCAGCUGAGCCGACGGACGGGCGGGAAUCUAACCUGGCACGACGGGCGCGGGCAGAAGACGGCGGGCGGCAGAACAGUGAAGCUGCUGCAGCAGCCGGGCACCGAGGCCCUGCAGUACCGCUCAAGUGACAGUUAUGGAAUUUAUCACACGAGCCCGACUCAGCCCAGCCUGAUCCGUCCCGUCGUCCUCUGGUCACAGCAAGACGUCUGUAAAUGGCUGAAGAAGCACUGCCCACACAACUACCUGACCUACGUGGAGGCGUUCUCGCACCACGCCAUCACAGGGCGUGCGCUGCUGCGUCUGAACGGGGAGAAGCUGGAGAGGAUGGGCUUGGUGCAAGAGACGCUUCGACAGGAGCUGCUGCAGCAGGUGCUGCAGCUGCAGGUGCAGGAGGAAGGACGCAACCUGCAGCUGCUCAGCAGAGGCUCCUUUGGAAAGAUCUCAUAACUGGAAGAAGUGAACUCUGUGGGAUCCUCAUAUAAACUGUCAGCAAAAGACUGAAAUGUGAAUAUGAUCUUUGGGAUAAAGUCAUCCAGCGAGCCGUGACGUCCAGAAUAAAGUUGCUGACCGGAAGUUAUCAGCUCUUCGUUCUCCCUUUGCACGAUCAAGCGACUUCAUCUUUACAGACUGACUGUGACGAUAAAGCAUCUUGACAAUCUGUUUUGUCAAUUUAUAUGUUCUGUAAUUACUUGUUAUUGUAAUAACACCCCUGUCCUCUCUCUCAAGAUUUUUUUAAUGUGUUAAAAACAAAAGAACUCUGUUAAUAAAGAA